AUGGCGCAGCCGUCGUCGUCGUCGUCGGAGGUGCCGCAGGCGCGGGCGAGGUACGUGCAGGCCGCGGCGGCGAGCGCCGGCGUGCAGUUCAACGAGGAGAUGCGGUGGCUGUGCCGGGUGCGGGAGGCACUGGAGCACGCGUCGGCCGAGUCGCUGGGCGCGUUCCCCAAGGUGUUCGACGUCCCGCGCGCCCUGCGCGACACCAAGCCCGACGCGUACGCGCCGCAGCACUUCGCCCUCGGCCCCUACCACCAGUCCCGCCCCGACCUAAAGGACAUGGAGCGCUACAAGCUCGCCGCCGCCAAGCGCGCCGAGCGGCUCUUCGCCGGCGACCACAAGAUCCCCGACCUCGUUUACCGCUUCCUCACACUCCAGGGCGAGAUUCGAGGGCCAUACCACAGGAUCCUGGAGCUCAGUAAUGAGACGCUGGCAUGGAUGAUGGCCGUCGACACGUGCUUCCUACUCGACUUCCUCCUUGGUCGUUACCAACAGGACGAGGUGGCCACGGACACGAACCAGAUCCCGCUCGUGCUCUUCUUCAGGAACCUGGAGCUCCGCUACGCCUCUGAGCAGGCCGCCGCCGACGUGCUGCGCGCCGUCCUCGACCGCUUCAUCAAGGACGUGUGCCCCAUCAAGACCUAUGCCUCCACGGCCGUCCCCGACUUCACCAAGCAAGCGCACCUUCUCGAGCUCCUCUACCACUUCCUUGUCCCGACCACGGCCGUCUUCGACGACAACAGCGGCCAGGACAUUCCACCACCAGCUCUGGAGCAUGACCAGGCCGACGACGGCGGAGACCUGGAGAAGCAGAUCCCGGCGGAGUACGACAAGGUGAAGCGGGCGUGCCUGCAGGUGUCCAGCAUGCGGUUCGUGAAGGAGAACCUCAUCUCCCGCCCGAAGAACCUCUCGGGGCAGCUCGUCCGAAAGAUGCCGCCCGCGCUCUCCGGGCUGCUGCCGGUCGUCGGCAAGAUGAUCGCAUCCGUGGACAUGAAGGCGCGCCUCAAGGACGUGAACAUGGGGACGAACAUCGUCGACUCGCCGCUGGCGCAGGAGAUCAAGAUCCCGUCGGUGACGCAGCUGGCCGGGUGCGGCGUCCGGUUCCUGCCGUCGCCGGAGGGCAUCGCGGGGGUCGCCUUCGACGAGAAGACGGCGACGCUGAGCCUCCCCGUCAUCGUGCUGGACAGCAACACCGAGGUGGUCCUGCGCAACCUGAUGGCCUACGAGGCGGUCGCCGUGCAAGGGCCGCUGGUGCUCGCGCGCUACACGGAGCUGAUGAACGGCAUCGUCGACACGGCCAAGGACGUCAAGAUCCUGCAGCAGAGCGGCGUGGUGGUGAACCGCAUGAAGAACAAGGCGGAGGCGGCGAGCAUGUGGAACGGGAUGUGCCGGGCCACGCGGGUCAGCAGGGUGCCGCGCCUGGACGCCGUCAUAAAGGCCGUCAACGCGCACCGGGACAAGACGGCGUCGGCGCGGGCGCAGAAGCUGCUCAAGAAGUACGUGUUCGGGUCGUGGAAGAUACUCACGCUGCUCGCCUCGGUCUCGUUGCUGCUCAUGACGGCACUGCAGACCUUCUGCUCCACCUACCCGUGCCAAAGCACCUGGUUCGGACACAUACUGCCGUCGUCCUAG
Messenger RNA from Miscanthus lutarioriparius, 1629 nucleotides. Lineage: Eukaryota; Viridiplantae; Streptophyta; Magnoliopsida; Poales; Poaceae. The record is from the annotation of a GenBank genome assembly.